Chlorella variabilis is the source of this 1755-nucleotide messenger RNA. RefSeq lists its product as hypothetical. The transcript is spliced from 14 exons. The coding region runs from base 1 to 1755 and encodes 584 amino acids. NCBI's taxonomy places the organism in Eukaryota, Viridiplantae, Chlorophyta, Trebouxiophyceae, Chlorellales, Chlorellaceae. The record is from RefSeq and is a predicted model, not a curated record. Gene Ontology annotation, molecular function: glycosyltransferase activity.
AUGUGCAGGUGCGCCGACAGCACCAAGAGGUGCCCGUUUGGUCGGAUCGGCGAGGGCUGCGAGAUCAACUUUCUGAGCCCCUGCCAGUUGGGGCCCGACCUUCCAGCUUACUGCGGCGAGAUGAACCCGCACUCGUGCGAGUGCUUCCGGCGAUGCAGCCAGUUCUUCUGCGGCAACACCUCGGCUGGGGGGCAGAUCUGCGACGGCUACAACGUUGCCCAGAGCCGCCGCUGCUUUCAUCGCGAGGGCGUGGACCCCGACCAGCAGUACUCGGCGUUCCCCGAGGAGGAUGAGAAGGGCAUCAAUGCGGUGAUAGCGGGGGCGCUAGAUGGAAACUACCGCGCUGCCCCCCUGUCCAAGUGCCCCGACCGCUGUAACAACCGAGGCAUGUGUGGACACUACAACGAGAACCCUCCGAGAUACUACUGCAGCUGCUAUGCCAGCUACUCGGGCAACAGCUGCGAGCUGUCGACAAACCGGUGUUACCUUCAGUGCAACGGGCGCGGCACAUGCACCGACAGCUUCUGCAAGUGCGAGCCGCCCUACUUCAGCAUUGGCUGCUCACGGAGCAAGGUGUACCCUGCCAACUACUCUCGCCCCAGCCCUGUCAAAUUCAAGAUCUACAUGCGAGUGCAGCUGCGAGCCUGCUGCUCUUCCCGCUCGUAUGAGCUGAACACGCGGGAUGCGUAUGACAAGGUGCCCUGGGCGGGGUGGCAGAAGUUCGAUGAGAAUUACAUUGCCUACCAGCAGUUUUUGGAGCAGUUCCUGCUGAGCCCUGUGCGCACGGAGGACCCCUCGGAGGCCAACCUGUUCUACAUCCCCAUGCUGCUGUACGGCUACUCAGGCACGCCUGGGGGGCCUUCCCGGGCACCCCAAGUUGAUUCUUUGUGCAACAUGAUGCCAGGGCAAGCCCACAUCGACCUCGUGCUGGACCAGAUUGCCCACAAGUGGCCCUACUGGAAUCGCACCCGCGGACGGGACCACUUCUAUUGGGCUCCUGCCGACCGCGGUGCCUGCUACCACAAGGGGCUGGCUGAGCAGGCCAUCAAGGUGUCGCACUUUGGGCUGCACGCCACCAACAACUCGAUUGACUUGGGUGACCUGUACAGCCACAACCAAAUGAGCCCAGACCACGGCUGCUACCACCCGCUGAGAGAUGUGGUGGCGCCGCCAUUUGAGAAGCUCGCCGCCAGCUGGCUGAACACCACCCUGCGCCUCGGGCUGGACGGCAACAUCAAGGGCAAGAACGCCACGUUUUACUUCUCUGGCAAUGUGCAAGGCAUAAACCUGAUGUACAGCGGCGGCACACGCCAGAAGCUGCAGGCGCUGAUCAAGCAGUGGGAUGAUCCUGAGUUUGGGUUUGUCGAGGGGAGGCUGCAGGAGGGCGCGUACGAGCAGCGGAUACGCGAGUCCAGGUUCUGCCUGGCACCUUAUGGUCACGGCUACGGCAUGCGUCUGGGCCAGUGCAUCUUUGCCGGCUCCAUCCCCGUCAUAGUCCAGGAGCAUGUGUUCCAGCCCUUGGAGGAUGUGCUGCCAUAUGAGGCGUUCAGCAUCCGCCUGACCAACGACGACCUGCCUCAGCUGCGUGAGAUUCUGCGGGGCAUCACGGAGGCGCAGUACCGGGAGCUGAUGACGGGGCUGCUGCGGUACAGCCUGGCCCUCAGCUGGGACACGUCUCUAGGCGGCACCGCGUUUGACUACACAAUCAGCGCGCUGCGGCGGCGCUACAUGAACCUGAAAUCACUUCACUACUGA